AUGAUUGUCUUAAGAGUGCUUUUGUGGACACAAUUGUCGGCUCUUAUUGUCCGCCAAAGUCUCGACUUUUGCGGCGUUCAAUGGCUUUCGGUUUUUGUCAAUUUCGUCGCCAUUUUGGUCACAAUCGCCGCCCUUUUCGGUCAUUUGGUUCUUCACGCGCUUUUCCAACUGCCGCUCAUUGUUUACAAUUGUUUCGUUUGUCUUCUUUACUCCCGAUUUCCCGAAGCACUUCCCGUCCUCGCUCUGGCCGACCCACAAUCCCAGUCGGCUCUGCACUCGCUUCUGGCCGGUCAGACGGCCGUCCGAGUGGCCGAAUCGGUUCAAGCCGUCUCACAUUUGGCCAUUUCUGCGGCACUAAUGGCCGCUCUUUUCCAUCGCUUUCGUCGACACAGAAGUCGUCGAAAACAUCGAAAUUCAAAAACCACACCCCCUUUGCCGCCGUACACCAUCAGUCCGUUGGCCCCCUCUCUGCUGCCGCCGCCUCCCUCUUCACUGUCGCGUUCAUCACAACGAUCGCGUCGUUCUUCAGCCACAACUCGUUCAUCGAAGAGAAGAUCUCAACGAAGAAAACAAAGACUUCUAACGACUUCUGCUUUUUAUUCCGAUUCCGAAACCGAUUUCUAUGGCGUCACUAACGCCUCCUUCACCCCCUCCGCCGCCUCUUCUAAUCCAUUAUACGACACCAGAAAUCGAUGGAACGGAAGACAAUCGACGGCAGAAACAAGAAUCUGAUCUCAAAAUACUUUACAAUAAAUAGAU
Messenger RNA from Oppia nitens, 759 nucleotides. RefSeq lists its product as uncharacterized. The record is from RefSeq and is a predicted model, not a curated record. The coding region runs from base 1 to 732 and encodes 243 amino acids. NCBI's taxonomy places the organism in Eukaryota, Metazoa, Arthropoda, Arachnida, Sarcoptiformes, Oppiidae. The transcript has 2 exons.